This is a messenger RNA of Strongylus vulgaris, 390 nucleotides long. The record is from the annotation of a GenBank genome assembly. Lineage: Eukaryota; Metazoa; Nematoda; Chromadorea; Rhabditida; Strongylidae.
AUGCGCUUAGAAGGACUGACCUUACGAGGCGAGCUGCGACGAGAUCUUCGAGGAGAUGUACGACGUGGAGAACGGCGAGGAGAACGGCGGCGGCCGCGACUGCUGCUGCGAUCGGUGCGACGCUUAGGAGAGGGAGAAACACGACGACGACGAGGGGAUGGUGAGCGGCGACUUGGACGAUCACCUCCUCCUCGUUCAGCUCUAGCUCUGGCGGGUGAACGACGUGGAGAACGAGAACGUCCUCGAGCAGCGAGACCAAAUAUUCAACUUCCUGCAACAACCGUACUAACCUUCCCAGAAUCUCUCUUACUACGAGGAGAGGGUGAGCGGGACGAACUCGAACUGCUUGAAGAACGAGAAGAUCCCGAUGAAUCACUAAAAAAUCUUUAA